AUGACUCUGUGGAACACUGACAUCGGCAGCGAGAAUCCGGAUGUUAGCCUCUAUCAAUCGCACCCAUUUUACAUGGAUGUGAGAGGAUUUAACAGUCACGAUGAAGCAGGGAUUACUCACGGUGUUCUGUUGCUGAACAGUAAUGGAAUGGACGUGAGGUAUGAUGGAAGUAGGAUCACUUAUAAUGUGAUUGGUGGUAUCAUCGAUCUUUACGUGUUCAUUGGACCUUCACUGGAGAUGUCGAUGAAUCAGUAUACAUAG
Molecule: messenger RNA, 261 nt
Organism: Eruca vesicaria subsp. sativa (arugula)
Lineage: Eukaryota; Viridiplantae; Streptophyta; Magnoliopsida; Brassicales; Brassicaceae
Source: the annotation of a GenBank genome assembly